Acomys russatus (golden spiny mouse) is the source of this 6893-nucleotide messenger RNA. RefSeq names its product chromodomain helicase DNA binding protein 2 (gene Chd2). The transcript is spliced from 39 exons. Gene Ontology annotation, molecular function: ATP hydrolysis activity; chromatin binding; ATP binding. Gene Ontology annotation, biological process: regulation of transcription by RNA polymerase II; nucleosome organization. NCBI's taxonomy places the organism in Eukaryota, Metazoa, Chordata, Mammalia, Rodentia, Muridae. The record is from RefSeq and is a predicted model, not a curated record. Bases 667 to 6150 code for a protein of 1827 amino acids. Gene Ontology annotation, cellular component: chromatin; nucleus.
UUUUUUUUUUUUUGGUAGAGAUGAAGGGGUGGGUCUAUGGUACAUCACCUGAGUUGUGGGGUAAAUGUAGAGAGUGUCAAUCAAAGGCAGAGCUCUCAGAGCUGGGAAGGAGGCUCUAGAUGGCGGCUGUGCCUUAGAGAGAGCGCGCUUUGCUCCCUGCUUCGGUUCACUUUACGCAACUUUCCCUAACUUUCCGGCAGCCUCAGGGGGCCCCCGCAGCCCCCUGCCUCUUCUAGUGACUUUCUGGGGUCGAUCCGAACCUUUUUUUGGGAGAAAAGCAGCUUUUAGGAGCUUUCUUUUCGUGCCUUGUUGGAAGAAGCUGCCGUAUUGAGAGCCCAGGUCGUUGUUUUUUCCAGCUUAGAAGCCAUGGCGCACCUCCAUUUUUGUGCGCUCUCCUAAUGAGGUUUUUUUUCCCCCUUCCGGACCUGUUUUAGUAUUAAUUAUUGCUUUAUUUUUUGACAAGUGAACAUAUUUGAGGAUUAUUUCAUUUACUUUUUGUUUUUUAACGGAGGACUUUGCGUUAUUUUUAAUUUUGGAUCUGAUAUUUUUCUACUACUAGAUAGGACUCUUGCUUUGGACAUACUACAUGGAUCAGUAAAUACCUGGGCACAGGACUUCAAAGCAAACACAGAUUCCCCCUCCCCCUUAAUAUUUAAGAAUUAAAAGAUGAUGAGAAAUAAGGACAAAAGCCAAGAGGAGGACAGUUCGCUACACAGCAAUGCAUCGAGUCAUUCAGCCUCUGAAGAAGCUUCGGGGUCAGACUCUGGCAGUCAGUCUGAAAGUGAGCAGGGCAGCGAUCAAGGAAGUGGACAUGGCAGUGAGUCCAAUAGCAGUUGUGAAUCUUCUGAGAGCCAAUCAGAAUCUGAGAGUGAAUCGGCAGGUUCCAAAUCCCAGCCAGUCCUCCCAGAAGCCAAAGAGAAGCCCGCCUCUAAGAAGGAACGGCUAGCUGAUGUGAAGAAGAUGUGGGAAGAAUAUCCUGAUGUUUAUGGGGUUAGGCGGUCGAACCGAAGCAGACAAGAGCCAUCACGGUUUAAUAUUAAGGAAGAGGCAAGUAGCGAGUCUGAGAGUGGGAGUCCAAAAAGAAGAGGCCAGAGGCAGCUGAAAAAACAAGAAAAAUGGAAACAGGACCCCUCAGACGACGAACAGGAACAAGGCACCAGUGCAGAGAGUGAACCAGAACAAAAGAAAGGAAAAGCGAGAAGACCAGUCCCUAGAAGAACAGUGCCCAAACCUCCAGUUAAAAAGCAACCUAAGAUUCAGCGUGGAAAGAAGAAAAAGCAGGAGUCCUCUGAUGAUGACGAUGAUGAUGAUGACGCUCCCAAAAGGCAGACUCGACGAAGAGCUGCUAAAAAUGUGAGUUACAAAGAAGAUGAUGACUUUGAGACUGAUUCAGAUGAUCUCAUUGAAAUGACUGGAGAAGGAAUUGAUGAACAGCAAGAUAAUAGUGAAACUAUUGAAAAGGUCUUAGAUUCAAGACUGGGAAAGAAAGGAGCCACUGGAGCAUCUACCACUGUGUAUGCUGUUGAAGCUAAUGGAGACCCUAGUGGUGACUUUGACACUGAGAGGGAGGAAGGUGAAACCCAGUACCUUAUCAAGUGGAAGGGCUGGUCCUACAUCCACAGCACAUGGGAGAGUGAGGAGUCCUUACAACAACAGAAGGUGAAGGGCCUAAAAAAACUGGAGAACUUCAAGAAGAAAGAGGAUGAAAUUAAGCAAUGGUUAGGGAAAGUUUCUCCUGAAGAUGUUGAAUAUUUCAAUUGCCAACAGGAACUGGCCUCAGAGUUGAAUAAACAGUAUCAGAUAGUAGAAAGAGUAAUAGCUGUGAAGACAAGUAAAUCUACAUUGGGCCAAACAGAUUUUCCAGCACACAGCCGGAAGCCAGCUCCUUCAAAUGAGCCCGAAUAUCUAUGCAAAUGGAUGGGCCUGCCCUACUCUGAAUGCAGCUGGGAAGAUGAAGCCUUGAUUGGAAAGAAAUUCCAGAAUUGUAUCGACAGCUUCCAUAGUCGUAACAACUCCAAGACCAUUCCCACAAGAGAAUGCAAGGCACUAAAGCAAAGACCACGAUUUGUAGCUUUAAAGAAGCAGCCAGCAUACUUAGGCGGGGAGAAUCUGGAGCUGCGAGAUUAUCAGCUAGAGGGUCUCAACUGGCUUGCUCACUCCUGGUGCAAAAGUAACAGUGUAAUCCUUGCUGAUGAAAUGGGCCUAGGAAAGACCAUCCAGACCAUAUCGUUUCUCUCCUACCUGUUUCACCAGCACCAGCUCUAUGGGCCCUUUCUCAUAGUUGUCCCCUUAUCCACCCUUACCUCAUGGCAGAGGGAGUUUGAAAUCUGGGCGCCCGAGAUUAAUGUCGUGGUUUACAUAGGCGACCUGAUGAGCAGAAAUACGAUAAGGGAGUAUGAGUGGAUUCAUUCUCAGACCAAAAGGUUGAAGUUCAAUGCACUUAUUACGACAUAUGAGAUCCUCUUGAAAGAUAAGACCGUGCUGGGCAGUAUUAACUGGGCCUUCCUGGGAGUAGAUGAAGCCCAUCGGUUGAAGAACGAUGACUCUUUAUUGUAUAAAACUCUGAUUGAUUUCAAGUCCAACCAUAGGCUACUGAUCACGGGCACCCCUCUUCAGAAUUCCCUCAAGGAACUUUGGUCCUUGCUGCACUUUAUUAUGCCGGAGAAGUUUGAGUUUUGGGAAGACUUUGAAGAAGACCACGGAAAGGGGAGAGAGAAUGGCUACCAGAGUCUUCAUAAGGUACUAGAGCCUUUCCUUCUUCGGAGAGUCAAAAAAGAUGUGGAGAAGUCCCUUCCUGCCAAAGUGGAGCAGAUUCUCAGGGUGGAGAUGUCAGCCCUUCAGAAACAGUAUUAUAAAUGGAUCCUGACCAGGAAUUACAAGGCUCUUGCCAAAGGAACAAGAGGCAGCACAUCUGGCUUCCUUAAUAUUGUGAUGGAGCUGAAGAAAUGCUGCAACCACUGCUACCUGAUCAAAGCUCCCGAGGAGAACGAAAGGGAGAAUGGGCAGGAGGUCCUUCAGUCCCUAAUCAGGAGCAGUGGGAAGCUGAUUCUGUUAGACAAACUGUUGACAAGACUCCGGGAAAGGGGAAACAGAGUCCUUAUCUUCUCUCAGAUGGUGAGGAUGCUGGAUAUCCUGGCUGAGUACCUGACUAUCAAACACUAUCCCUUCCAGCGCCUGGAUGGUUCUAUCAAGGGAGAAAUCCGAAAGCAGGCAUUGGAUCACUUCAAUGCAGAUGGGUCCGAGGACUUCUGCUUCCUGCUCUCCACACGGGCUGGUGGCCUGGGAAUCAAUUUGGCUUCAGCGGACACAGUUGUCAUCUUCGACUCUGACUGGAACCCUCAGAAUGACUUGCAGGCACAAGCCCGAGCGCACAGAAUCGGUCAGAAGAAGCAGGUGAAUAUUUACCGCUUGGUUACAAAGGGGACUGUGGAAGAGGAGAUUAUAGAACGGGCCAAAAAGAAGAUGGUGUUGGACCACCUGGUGAUUCAGCGCAUGGACACCACUGGCAGGACAGUUCUCGAGAACAACUCAGGAAGAUCCAACUCAAAUCCCUUUAAUAAAGAAGAACUGACAGCUAUCUUGAAAUUUGGAGCAGAGGAUCUCUUCAAAGAAAUUGAAGGAGAGGAGUCAGAGCCUCAGGAAAUGGAUAUCGAUGAAAUUCUGCGCUUAGCUGAAACCAGAGAGAAUGAAGUAUCAACUAGCGCGACAGAUGAGCUUCUAUCCCAGUUUAAGGUGGCCAACUUUGCAACAAUGGAAGAUGAAGAGGAGCUAGAAGAGCGUCCUCACAAGGACUGGGAUGAAAUCAUUCCAGAAGAGCAAAGGAAAAAAGUGGAGGAGGAGGAACGGCAGAAGGAGUUAGAAGAAAUUUAUAUGCUGCCUAGAAUUCGUAGUUCCACUAAAAAGGCUCAGACAAACGACAGUGAUUCUGACACUGAGUCUAAGAGGCAGGCACAGAGAUCUUCUGCUUCCGAGAGUGAGACUGAUGACUCUGAUGACGAUAAGAAGCCAAAGCGCAGAGGCCGCCCCCGAAGUGUGCGCAAAGACCUCGUGGAGGGCUUCACUGAUGCUGAGAUCCGAAGGUUCAUCAAGGCUUAUAAGAAGUUUGGUCUCCCUCUUGAAAGGCUAGAGUGCAUAGCCCGUGAUGCUGAGCUAGUGGAUAAGUCUGUGGCAGACUUGAAACGCCUGGGGGAACUGAUUCAUAAUAGCUGUGUGUCGGCAAUGCAGGAGUAUGAGGAACAGCUGAAGGAAAAUGCCAGCGACGGGAAAGGACCAGGCAAGAGAAGAGGCCCAACAAUCAAGAUCUCGGGGGUUCAAGUUAAUGUGAAGUCCAUUAUCCAACACGAAGAAGAGUUUGAGAUGCUGCAUAAAUCUAUCCCUGUGGACCCUGAGGAAAAAAAAAAAUACUGCUUAACCUGCCGGGUCAAAGCUGCACAUUUUGACGUUGAGUGGGGCGUGGAGGAUGACUCUCGCCUGUUGCUUGGAAUCUAUGAACAUGGCUAUGGAAAUUGGGAGCUAAUUAAGACAGACCCAGAACUAAAGCUAACUGAUAAAAUUCUGCCAGUGGAGACAGAUAAGAAACCGCAGGGGAAGCAGCUGCAGACCCGAGUGGACUACUUGCUGAAGCUGCUCAGGAAGGGUCUGGAGAAGAAGGGCUCUGUGACCAGUGGGGAAGAGGCCAAACUAAAGAAGCGGAAGCCUCGAGUAAAGAAGGAAAACAAAGCGCCCAGGCUGAAGGAGGAGCAUGGGCUUGAGCUGUCCUCUCCUAGACACUCGGACAACCCGUCUGAAGAGGGGGAAGUGAAGGAUGAUGGCUUAGAAAAAAGUCCAACGAAAAAAAAGCAGAAGAAGAAAGAGAACAAGGAGAACAAAGAGAAACCAGUGAGUUCUCGGAAGGACAGGGAAGGAGACAAAGAAAAGAAGAAGUCCAAGGACAAGAAAGAGAAGGUUAAAGGUGGUGAUGCGAAGUCUUCAAGUAAAUCAAAGCGAUCUCAGGGUCCUGUCCACAUUACAGCAGGAAGUGAACCUGUUCCCAUUGGGGAGGAUGAAGACGAUGAUCUGGACCAGGAAACCUUCAGCAUUUGUAAGGAGAGGAUGAGGCCUGUGAAAAAGGCACUGAAGCAGUUGGACAAACCUGACAAGGGACUCAAUGUACAAGAACAGCUGGAACACACCAGGAACUGCCUGCUGAAAAUAGGAGACCGCAUAGCCGAGUGCCUUAAAGCUUAUUCGGACCAGGAGCACAUCAAAUUGUGGAGGAGGAACCUAUGGAUUUUUGUUUCCAAGUUUACAGAAUUUGAUGCACGAAAACUACAUAAGUUAUAUAAGAUGGCUCAUAAGAAAAGAUCUCAAGAAGAGGAGGAACAAAAGAAGAAAGAUGAUACGGUUGGUGGUAAGAAACCAUUUCGACCAGAAGCCUCGGGCUCAAGCCGGGAUUCUCUGACGUCUCAGUCCCAUACCUCACACAACCUUCAUCCUCAGAAGCCUCAUUUGCCUGCCUCGCAUGGCCCACAGAUGCAUGGACAUCCAAGAGACAACUAUAGCCACCCCAACAAGAGACACUUUAGUAAUGCAGAUCGAGGAGACUGGCAGAGGGAAAGAAAGUUCAGCUAUGGCGGUGGUAACAGUGCGCCCUGGGGCAGUGACCGGCACCAUCAGUAUGAGCAGCACUGGUAUAAGGAUCACCAUUAUGGUGACCGGAGACAUAUGGAUGCCCACCGUUCCGGAAGCUACCGGCCUAACAACAUGUCCAGAAAGAGACCAUAUGAGCAAUACAGCAGCGACCGAGACCACCGGGGACACAGAGACUAUUAUGACAGGCACCAUCAUGACUCCAAGCGGAGGAGGUCAGAUGAUUUUAGGCCCCAGAAUUACCACCAGCAGGAUUUUCGACGAAUGUCUGAGCACAGACCCACGAUGGGUUACCACAGCCAGGGACCCCCAGACCAUUACCGCUCUUUCCACACAGACAAGUUGGGGGAGUAUAAACAGCCCCCGCCCUCAUUGCACACUGCAGUCUCAGAUCCUCGCUCGCCCCCUUCCCAGAAGUCUCCCCAUGACUCCAAGUCACCCUUGGAUCACAGAUCUCCUUUGGAGAGAUCACUAGAACAGAAAGACAACCCAGAUUAUAACUGGAAUGUUCGGAAAACAUAAGGACAACUUCGGAAGGGGAGAGAGCGCGCGCAGGAGUCAUCAAGCACUUGGACAUUUUGGUCUGCUCCGGCAGCGGCCAGGCUGCUGAGCGGAGUUUCUGGAUACGCUGCUGCUGAGUCCACUAACUUGGCAGCUGAAGGGGCACUUGAAGGAGUUGGAGGCUUCGUCUGCUGCUUUGGUUUGGUCUCUGCUCCUGCACUUUGGCACCCCACCCCAUCCUAGCCUCCGUGGGUGCUAGGAGAAGGUGACUUUAUGUACCAGCUCCACUGGGCUACUUCCUCUGUGAAGGAAUUGGGGAUCUUCAGAGUCAAUGAAUGUUCUACUCAGCAUGAGUGACCAGGGCAAGGACCUGCUGGACAGUGUGUGAUUGGCUCACUAUGACACGAGGGAUGCUGCUGGUGGGAAGUGGGUGCACAGGGAGUGUUUCACACUGCUAGACUUGAAAGGGGAACAGGUAUACCCCUCAGAUUUGUUCUUGGGAGAAAUGAUAUACAUGGUCUCAUUAUGUGAAAAGUGAGGGGGGCAUAAAGAGAUGGGAAAUGACUUCACCGUGGCCUCCUCCCUGCCAACACUAAUCCCCGACCCCCAUCCCACACACACUAUCUUUGUACAUUUCAAAGGUUUGGUCUUCUGGGUGGAGUCCGUUUUCCCUCUUUGUGGGGGAAGUCGGGUCCCUCUGGCUGACUUUAGAGUACUGUGACUUGGGCAUUGUUGAUGCCCACGUGGGUCUUACUUGUUUGGGG